CCAAGCCUGUUCAGAAAAGUACUUAAGCAUUCCUGGACUCUUGGUUGAACGGGGCGAGCCUCAUUCCCUGUAAUCGGAUAAAAAAGACGCUUUCAUUUGUUGAACAGCAUGAUGUAGGAUUGUAUCAACCAUGCUUCUCGGAGAAAGAAGUAUGGAACCGUGGGAGAGCUCUCCCAAUCAACAGGAGGACACUGAUAGUUGUACAGAAUCUGUGAAGUUUGAUGCUCGCUCAAUGACUGCUUUGCUUCCUCCGAAUCCUAAAAAUGGCCCAACUCUUCAAGAGAAAAUGAAGUCUUUCAAAGCUGCACUGAUUGCCCUUUAUCUCCUUGUGUUUGUAGUUCUUGUACCUAUCAUCGGAAUAGUGACAGCUCAACUCCUGAAAUGGGAAAUGAAGAAUUGCACAUUUGGUUCAGUUAAUGCAAAUGAUAUAUCUCCAAGUCUCGCAGGAAAAGGAAAUGACAGUGAAGAUGCAAUGAGAUUUCGAGAAGUCGUUACGGAACACAUGAGCAACGUGGAGAAGAGAAUCCAAUAUCUUUCAGCUAAUGAAGCCAAUCUCAUAGAUGCCAAGAAUUUCCAAAAUUUCAGUGUGACAACCGAUCAAAGGUUUAAUGACGUUCUUCUCCAGCUAAGUUCCUUACUUUCCUUCAUCCAGGGACAUGGAAAUGUAAUAGGUGAAGUCUCCAAGUCAUUAAUAAGUCUGAAUACCACACUGCUUGAUUUGCAGCUCAGUAUUGCAACACUGAAUGCCAAAGUCCAAGAGAAUGCAUUUAAACAACAAGAGGAGAUGAGUAACUUAGAGGAGCGUGUGUACAAUACAUCAGCAAAAAUUAAGUCUCUGGAAGAAAAACAAGUGCAUUUGGAACAGGAAAUAAAAGGAGAAGUGAAACUGUUGAAUAACAUCACUAAUGAUCUCAGGCUGAAGGAUUGGGAACAUUCUCAGACACUGAAAAAUAUCACUUUAAUUCAAGGUCCUCCUGGACCUCCAGGUGAAAAAGGAGAUAGAGGUCCCACUGGAGAAGUUGGUCCACGAGGCAUUCCAGGUCCAGUAGGUCCUCCAGGUCUUAAAGGUGAUCGGGGAUCCAUUGGUUUUCCUGGAAGUCGAGGAUUCCCAGGAUCAGUGGGGAAGACCGGGAGGCCAGGAAAUUCUGGACAAAAAGGCCAGAAGGGGGAAAAAGGGAGUGGAAGCAUGCUAAGACCAGCAUAACUCCCUGAUCGUAUUAGGGCAGGCCCCUUUGAAGAUCAGGUGGGUUGGGCGGGACACCCUGUGCUACCAUCUCACUAAAAGGACCUUCACCUCUGGACAAGUCACAGCACAACUGAUUCCAAGAUCCCUUUGUGGCUCCUCCAAACAACCUUGGUUCCCGAGUGGUGCCCGGCUUCCGCAUGCCUUCCUCUCCUGGUCCUUGGUACUGUUUGGGUCUCUGCUCCCCUGCUCAUACCUCUCCCCACUCCAGCACCCCACCAUCACCACCGUCCUGAGCUGGGAUGCCUCCCAUGUACUGACUGGCGGGCUGUUCCUACCUUCCUCCGAGCCAGGCCAGGAGACCUCUGCCACCCACUCACCUAGUGUCUCCUGAACCCAUCGGGUUCCAGGAGAAAUCUCAUGGAUACUGAUUAUAUGUGCAUUCUUUACCCUCAAAAAUACCAGUCUCAACCAGAGAUAGGGAUGCCAUAAAAGAAUCCAUUUGUUCAUUCAGCAUAUGUUUACUGUGUACCUCCUGGAGCUGGACUUAACAGCUAAUAAGAUAGCUGUUGUCCCUGGACUUCCUGAACUAAUUGUCCCAGAAAGACGUAGACAUGGAAACAGGCAGUUAUAUAAUAGAGCAGAGGUAUAUGGGGGGAAGGAACAGGGCUCCGUAGGUGUUCAGAGCAGGUCAAGAUUUUUAAAUUCCUUAGAAUUUUAAAAAAGGUAAAUUGACUUUGAUUUGCUUAGUUUACAUUCAUGUCUUCUUAUUCUCCAAUUUAUGGCAUAUUUUUUUUCAAGUUUUAUAGUGAGGUCAAGUGGAGCUGGGGCAGUUCAUUCAACAUUUUUGAAUCAAAGACCAAAACUUGUUUCCUUAAAAUACCUAGCUGUUUCAAGCAAGAAUAUUUUGAUCAUAAAAAAAAAAAAAAAUGCUGAAAAAAAAUGCUGAAAUUGUUUUAGUCUAAAAAGCUCUUUUCACCAGCCUGCUGCAUAAAAGCACAUGUAAAAAACAAAGUUCCUAAGUGUGCUAGUUAUGUUAUUGAAUAAAAACUGUAAAAAAAAUUUUUUUGUAAAACACAACUCAUUGUACUUUAUGCUUUAAAUAUCCAGUAUAGAUCCUGGAGAAAAAGAAAUAUUUCAGUAGAACUGGAGAUUCUUCACCUACUGGAGUAGGUGAAGAAAGGGCUGACAGUGAGAAAGGAGAAAAUGUAAGAAAAGGCAAACUAAAAAAAGGAAAAAUGUGGGAUUCCAUGUUAGUUUUGAAUGUCUCUCUAUUAAUCAACAGAUUGAAUUUUCUCAACUCUCCUUUCCUUCAAGGUUUAACACAUAGUCCCAGGAUUGACAACAUUAAGAUUCUAGCAGAAUUCUCAGUAGUGUCCCUAUAUGUGUCUCCCCACUUCCAUUCAUUCCCCAGUGAAAUGGGCAUCGUAAUGCCUACCUCACUGGAUUGUUGUGAGGGUCACAUAAGAUAUUGUGUGUACGCAGAUGCUCUGUAAUACUAUAAAGUGCUUUACACUCAUAAGGCAUAGUUCUCAGUGGUCGUGGUCUCUCUGAACCGGAGCUGCUCUUCCUCGCUGGUAUAAUGCAGACAUUUAAAAUCUGUAAUCAGGACAGGAGUGAGAGCCAAAUGAAAAUGCAAGAAGCUAAAUAAAUGCCAUGGACAAAAAGAGGCGCUGGAGAAUCAGAUAAGAUUUUACAUUAGAUAGAGCAACGCAAGUGUGACCAGAUCACACAUCAAUGAGUUUGAGCCGAGCAAAAGAGCAUAAGUUAUAAAUAAAAGGAGUGACUGAACAGAGUGCACGCCAGAGGCCAGAAGCUGUCAACAGAGGUCAGAACAAAAUGUCAGGCUAAUAAAACAGGAGUUCCAGGCUCUGAGGAACAAAGUCUGAGCCCAAGACACUGCUGAUGAAAAAGCUCCGAGAAGUGUUGAAACAAAUUAGAGUUGUCAGUGGUACUCUGGGUCUGUGCCGGCUUGACACCAAAGUCUCCAGGAAAAAAAGGGGCAGAGAGGUAUCAGAUCAUCCUCAGUAGUAGCAAGCUGGCAACGAUGAUGAGCCAGUUAAAGCAAACAUCUGGAGAUGAGUUGGAUCUCUUUGCCUGUGGUUUAAUUGGAUAGGACUUCCUACCCCAUUCUGUACCGGGGGGCAGGCAGCACCUGGGAGCCCUCUUCUUCUCCAGCAGUACUUGGUCCACACUUGCCACUGAUGGCCCUGAUCCCAGCGACCCUGGGAGACAAUGUCAGGGGAUUCGGUUCACCAGUUAUCUGGCACCCCAGACUGCAAAGGAAUUCUUAAGUGUGUCAAAUACGAACCUGAACUUUCCAAAUUAGGGGAGAAAGGCUUUUUUCUUUAGACAAAAGUAGAGGCUGAAAUGCCCUGUUCAAAUGCACAAAUUACACCAAAUUUAAUAACUUAUAAUAAAGAGAAAACAAGUCUGCACCAAGUUCUAAAGCUUGUCCUAAUAGUUUGCUGUGUUCUCACCCUAACUUGAGAGUGUAUGUGUUUCAAGCAAACAGAAUUCCGGCCAUACAAUGAAACACUUUGUGUGAGGUUCUGUCCUCAACAUACCAAUUACUAAUGUGUCAUUUGUUAGUGUUUUCUACUGUGCUUUUAACCCAAUAAGACUGUAAUUAGGAUGUGAAUUUAGAGUAAAUGUCUUAUUUUGAAACUCAUACAAUGAUAUGAAAUAGCUGUAUGUCUUUCAUUUGAUUUCUGCUGAGGACUCAGCACAACCUUUAAUGAAUUCUGGUCUUUCUCCAAGCAUUCAGUUGACCAAAGGAAAGGCUUCUCUUCCAACCAUGAAAUAAGUAUAAUAAUGAGCUUUUAGAAAAUAUUUACUCUCCAACGCAGGGGCUUUAAUGUGUUAUCUCAUCUGAUCUUCAGAAGAGCCUUUGAGGUAAGUCCUAUCAUCAUUCCCAUUUUAUAGAUUAGAAACUGAAGCUUACCACUAAGUGUUAGAACAGAAUCACAAAGCCUGGUGUAUUGAUCUCCAAAGUCCCUAUUUGUAACUGUGACUCCAUUCAACACUCCCACAACUAGCUUUAUAUAUUUUUUAUAUAUAAAUAUCACAAGUAUGUCAUACGGAAGGUGUGGAGAGAGGAAGAAGGAAGGGAGAGGAAGAGAUUUAUAAAGAGCAAUUUGGUUUUCUAGAAUGGGCCUAAUCAUUGAAAGACCUUAAGAUAAGAGUUCUUACAAUAUGAACUCCAUUAGGUCAAAUUCCCAAAAAACAUUCUCAAUUAAUCUCUGUUAGUUUAUGUUUCUUCCUUCAUAUCCCAUUCCAGCCAUUGCCUCCAGUCUCUUCCCCCAAGUAUAUUAACUCAGAAACAUAGUCUUCCUAGAAUGCUUACCUAGCCUCCAUUGUUGUAUUGAGUAUUACUCAUAUGCACAAGGGCAAGAAGCUACCCGCUAAUAUUCUGUCUUUAUUUCCGUAACUGGCUCAAUUUGAACAUUUUUUUUUUCAAUAUAAUGUGGUUGCUUUGAUGUCCUCUUGUUUUAUUGUGUCUCUCGUUUAACCUCUCACUGUCCUUUUCUCAGUAGCCCAGCUGGGCUUCAGCAGAGCAGAGUGUACCUGAGCAGUGAUGUCUCCAGCUGACUUAGAUAAAUGCUGCUCAUUCUUGACAGUUACGUGGUGUUUCAAGCUUUAUAUGAUUCCAUAAAUGGGCGCUAAAAACGUAUAGUAUUCCAUUAACACAAUACAUGUGUUUCUUUGUAGUAUGUAUAACUAAUAUGUCUUGUAAAUUGAAAUAGAAAUUUAAAUCAGUAGUGAAUCCAGUGGUUAGCACUGGUCCUGUUUAGGAGUUAUCCCAGCUGACUUACAGCCUGACUCUCACCAGAGCUAAUGAGAAGGAAGAAAAAAGAACACAUCAAUACGGUUCCAGCCAGGUCUUCUGCAUUAGCAAAAUUUGAAAUUCCUCCAGUUAUGUGCUGGAGUUCAGAUGGAGUAGAGAGACCCAACAUGCCACUUUCCCAUGCCUCCACGACCUCGGAGGACCAAAUGGCUUUCUUCUUCAGAGAACCAGGUCCUGGCUUCCUGUUCUGCAGUAAAUGUAGUCACGCUAAUACAGAAUUGUUUCUUUUGUUCCAAUUCAAGCACUUACCGAAUAUAGGUUAUAGGUUCUAGCCUUUUUUUUGGCCGCACCAGGAGACU
Balaenoptera musculus (blue whale) is the source of this 5329-nucleotide messenger RNA. RefSeq names its product macrophage scavenger receptor 1 (gene MSR1). Gene Ontology annotation, biological process: receptor-mediated endocytosis. The record is from RefSeq and is a predicted model, not a curated record. Gene Ontology annotation, cellular component: membrane. Gene Ontology annotation, molecular function: scavenger receptor activity. The transcript has 9 exons. NCBI's taxonomy places the organism in Eukaryota, Metazoa, Chordata, Mammalia, Artiodactyla, Balaenopteridae. Bases 131 to 1204 code for a protein of 357 amino acids.